AUGAACACGAGUCAAAUUGAAAAAACAUCAGAAAAUGUUGAAAGUGUCGCUGACGAUCCAUUCGGUGGCGACAUUGAAGGAUACAUGGAUCAGAUGAUAAUGAAAAUAAUGCAUGCUCAUUUCACUAAGCCGUGCUUUCCUCAUAGUGCACCUGAAGUUGAUGCUCGUUUGAGCUUUGAAGAGAUCCAUGAUGUGACGAGAGUAGCUGCCGAAUCACUCCUGAAGCACAAAAGCCUCAUUAGAUUGCCUAGUGAGAGUCUUCCAGUCACGGUAGUCGGUGACUUGCACGGGCAACUCACUGACCUAAGAAAGAUCAUUGACCGAUGUGGUGAUCCCUCACGGACCACCUACAUAUUUCUUGGAGAUUAUGUGGAUCGAGGUACCCAGAAGUUUCAGGGACUGGAAUUAGCUGUUCUUCUGUUCGCUUACCAAAUUCGUUAUCCAAAUCGUGUCUUUUUGCUAAGGGGUAACCAUGAAGACAUAAAUACGACCAGUACCUAUGGAUUUUAUGAUGAGUGCAUGAUGAAAUAUGGGAAGCGUGGAGAAUUGGUUUAUCUCAUGCUAAUCAAUGCCUUUAACCAUCUUCCUUUAGCCGCACUUGUUGGUGGCAAAGUAUUGUGUAUGCAUGGAGGGUUGUCUCCUCAUAUACAAACACUAACAGAUAUUGAGAAGAUACCGCGGCCAUCGAUAAUUCCUCCGUACGGAAUAUUGUGCGACAUUGUUUGGUCGGAUCCAGAUGUCCAUCAGCCUGGCUGGUCUCUAUCAUGCCGCGGAAUAUCAUUUUCCUUUGACGAAACAGUAGUCGAGCAAUUCUGUCAAAAGCACGGAGUCGAUCUUAUCGUUCGAGCUCAUCAAAUCACAGCAGAGAUGAUCCGUGGCGGUCACAGGAUGUUUGCAGGAGGUCGGCUGGUGACCAUCUUCUCAGCUCCGAAUUAUCAGAACAUGAUGAAUGACGGCUGUGUGUUAAGGGUGAAGAAAAAUUUCCUAGUGAACUUCAUGAUUUUCCGUCCAGUUCACCGGCGGCAACAACUGAUGUUACCUCGACGUCAGCCGAUGCGAAACUAUCUUAUGAAAUAUCGGAACAGCGUCAGACGAAGAGAGCUACUAUGA
Molecule: messenger RNA, 1110 nt
Organism: Necator americanus (New World hookworm)
Lineage: Eukaryota; Metazoa; Nematoda; Chromadorea; Rhabditida; Ancylostomatidae
Exons: 11
Coding region: 1-1110 (369 amino acids)
Cellular component (GO): nucleus; cytoplasm
Molecular function (GO): protein serine/threonine phosphatase activity
Source: RefSeq, a predicted model, not a curated record